Cylicostephanus goldi is the source of this 276-nucleotide messenger RNA. The record is from the annotation of a GenBank genome assembly. Lineage: Eukaryota; Metazoa; Nematoda; Chromadorea; Rhabditida; Strongylidae.
AUGCAUGAGGAGGGUGCUGAGUGCCGAAGAAGGAAUGCAGUGCGGCAGAGACUGCAACGAGCACAACAGAACGAGGAAGAAGGACCGGAAGGUUUGCAAAGAAGUCCCGAACGCCAGCAUAGGCAAGACCAAAACGAAGACCAGAGGGUACCAGAUGCAGCAAUGAACAGAUAUCGUCAACGUCGCAAUGCUGCCCCUACCCUUGGGAUAGCACUGAGAGAUAGCGCGGCAAUCGUUAGCUAUCAGGAGAGCUUGAUUUCGUUGCUCGAACUGUAG